Dipodomys ordii (Ord's kangaroo rat) is the source of this 5238-nucleotide messenger RNA. It is a transcript of the gene Itga1, whose product is annotated as integrin, alpha 1. The coding region runs from base 1 to 3498 and encodes 1165 amino acids. The record is from RefSeq and is a predicted model, not a curated record. Gene Ontology annotation, molecular function: integrin binding. The transcript has 28 exons. NCBI's taxonomy places the organism in Eukaryota, Metazoa, Chordata, Mammalia, Rodentia, Heteromyidae. Gene Ontology annotation, cellular component: integrin complex; external side of plasma membrane. Gene Ontology annotation, biological process: cell-cell adhesion; cell-matrix adhesion; integrin-mediated signaling pathway.
AUGGGUCAAAAUGGCUUACCUCACAUGCCAGACAGUUCGUGGGAAUCCACAAGCAAAGCUUCUGAUCUCCAUGUGGCCUCUCAUCCUCUCUUAGGCUACACUAGUCCUCACAGCAUGGUGUUUUCAGAUGUCCAAAAAAGGGUGCUUAUUGGUUCUCCUUUAGUUGGCCAGCCCCAAACCAGAACUGGAGAUGUUUAUAAAUGUCCAGUUGGGAGAGGUGGUUCAUUACCUUGUAUAAAGUUGGAUCUACCAGUGAAUACAUCGAUUCCCAAUGUCACAGAUGUAAAAGAGAAUAUGACUUUUGGAUCAACUUUAGUCACUAACCCAAAAGGAGGGUUUCUGGCAUGUGGGCCCUUAUAUGCUUAUAGAUGUGGACAUUUGCAUUACACAACUGGAAUCUGUUCUGACAUCAGCCCCACAUUCCAAGUGGUGAACUCCUUUGCCCCUGUACAAGAGUGCAGUACACAGCUGGACAUAGUCAUCGUUCUGGAUGGCUCCAACAGCAUUUACCCCUGGGAAAGUGUCACAGCUUUUUUAAAUGACCUUCUCAAAAGAAUGGACAUUGGUCCGAAACAAACACAGGUUGGAAUUGUACAGUAUGGAGCAAAUGUAACCCAUGAGUUCAACCUCAAUAAGUAUUCAUCUACAGAAGAAGUACUUGUUGCAGCAAAAAAGAUCAGCAGGAGAGGUGGCCUCCAGACUAUGACAGCUCUGGGAAUAGACACAGCAAGGAAGGAGGCAUUCACUGAAGCCCGAGGUGCUCGAAGGGGAGUUAAAAAAGUGAUGGUUAUUGUGACUGACGGAGAGUCUCAUGACUCCUAUGAUCUGAAAAAGGUCAUCCAAGACUGUGAAGAUGAAAACAUUCAACGAUUUUCCAUAGCUAUUCUUGGCCACUAUAACCGAGGGAAUUUAAGCACUGAAAAAUUUGUGGCAGAAAUAAAAUCAAUCGCAAGUGAACCCACCGAAAAGCAUUUCUUCAAUGUCUCAGAUGAAUUGGCCCUUGUCACUAUUGUCAAAGCUUUGGGAGAAAGAAUAUUUGCCCUGGAAGCUACAGCUGACCAGUCAGCAGCAUCAUUCGAAAUGGAAAUGUCUCAGACCGGUUUCAGUGCUCAUUACUCACAGGACUGGGUCAUGCUGGGAGCAGUAGGAGCCUAUGACUGGAACGGAACAGUUGUCAUGCAGAAGGCCAAUCAAAUCAUAAUCCCUCAAAACACAACCUUUCAAGUCGAGUCUGCCAAAGAGAAUGAGCCUCUUGCUUCCUAUUUAGGUUACACCGUGAACUCUGCCACAGUCUCUGGAGAUGUGCUUUAUAUCGCUGGACAGCCUCGGUACAAUCACACAGGCCAGGUCAUCAUCUACAGGAUGGAGGAUGCAGAUGUCAAGAUUCUCCAGACACUCAAUGGAGAUCAGAUUGGUUCCUACUUUGGCAGUGUUUUAACAACAGUCGACAUUGAUAAAGAUUCUAAUACUGACAUUCUUCUUGUCGGGGCUCCAAUGUACAUGGGAACGGAGAAAGAAGAACAAGGAAAAGUAUACGUGUACACCCUGAAUAAGACAAGGUUUUCAUAUCAGAUGAGCCUGGAACCAAUUAAACAGGCUUGCUGCUCAUCUCUGAAGCACAAUUCAUGCACAAAAGAGAACACAAAUGAACCGUGCGGGGCUCGCUUUGGAACAGCGAUUGCUGCAGUCAAAGACCUCAAUGUUGAUGGGUUCAAUGACGUGGUGAUAGGAGCCCCCCUAGAAGACGACCACGCUGGAGCUGUGUACAUUUAUCAUGGCAGUGGCAAGACCAUAAGGAAAGAGUAUGCACAACGUAUUCCUUCAGGUGGGGAUGGCAAGACACUGAAAUUUUUCGGCCAGUCUAUACAUGGAGAAAUGGAUUUGAAUGACGAUGGUCUGACUGAUGUGACUAUUGGAGGCCUUGGCGGUGCUGCCCUCUUCUGGUCUCGAGAUGUGGCUGUGGUUAAAGUGACCAUGAACUUUGAACCUAAUAAAGUGAAUAUUCAAAAGAAAAACUGCCAUAUGGAGGGAAAGGAAACAGUGUGUAUAAAUGCUACAAUAUGUUUUGAUGUGAAAUUAAAGUCUAAAGAAGACUCUGUUUACAAAGCUGAUAUGCAGUACCGUGUCACUUUAGAUUCAUUAAGACAGAUAUCACGAAGUUUUUUCUCCGGAACCCAAGACAGAAGGAUCCAAAGAAACAUCACAGUCCAAGACUCAGAAUGUACUAAGCACUCCUUCUACAUGUUGGACAAGCAUGACUUCCAGGAUUCUGUGAGGAUAACUUUGGAUUUUAAUCUCACUGAUCCAGAAAAUGGGCCUGUUCUUGAUGAUUCUCUACCAAACUCGGUACAUGAACAUAUUCCCUUCGCCAAAGAUUGUGGAAACAAGGAAAAAUGUAUCACAGACCUCACCCUGGCUGUAACUACCACAGAGAAAGACCUGCUUGUUGUCAGGUCACAGAGCGACAAGUUCAAUGUCAGCCUCACUGUCAGGAACAAAAGGGACAGUGCCUAUAACACCAGAACAAUUGUGCAGUAUUCUCCGAAUCUCAUUUUCUCAGGAAUUGAGGGGAUCCAAAAAGACAGUUGUGAAUCCAGUCAUAAUCUCACAUGUAAAGUUGGCUAUCCUUUUCUGAGAACAGGAGAAAUGGUAACUUUCAAAAUAUUAUUUCAGUUUAAUACAUCAUAUCUCAUGGAAAAUGUGACCAUUCAUUUAAGUGCAACAAGUGACAGUGAAGAGCCUGCUGAAUCUCUUUUUGAUAAUGGAGUCAAUAUUUCUAUCCCAGUAAAAUAUGAAGUUGGACUACAGUUUUACAGCUCUGCAAGUGAAUAUCAUAUUUCAAUUUCGGCCAAUGAGACAAUCCCUGAAGUUAUUAAUUCCACUGAAGACAUUGGAAGUGAAAUUAAUAUUUUCUACUUGAUUAGAAAAAGGGGACAUUUUCCAAUGCCAGAACUUCAGCUGUCGGUUUCAUUCCCUAAUUUAACGUCUGAUGGUUUUCCUGUCUUGUAUCCAACUGGAUGGUCCUCUUCCGAUAAUGCAAACUGCAGACCCCAGAGUCUUGAGGAUCCUCUUGGAAUCAACUCUGGAAAGAAAAUGAUCAUAUCAAAAUCAGAAGAUCUCAAACGAGGCACACUGCUGGACUGCAGUACGUGUAAGCUUGCUACCAUCACAUGCAAUUUUAUCCCUUCUGACUUGAGCCAAGUGAACAUUUCACUUAUCUUGUGGAAACCAACUUUUAUAAAAGCACAUUUUUCCAGCUUAAAUCUGACAAUCAAGGGAGAACUUUGGAGUCAAAAUGCAUCUCUGGUUUUAAGUAGUAGCAACCAAAAAAGAGAGCUUGCUAUUCAAAUAUCCAAAGAUGGACUCCCAGGCAGAGUGCCACUGUGGGUUAUCCUCUUGAGUGCAUUUGCCGGGCUGUUGCUGCUGCUCCUGCUGAUACUUCUUCUCUGGAAGAUUGGUUUCUUCAAAAGACCACUAAAGAAGAAAAUGGAGAAAUGAAAUAUUUUUCAAGAGAAAAUGAAAAACAAUUACUCAAUGAUCCAUGUUCCUCAGGUUAGCCUCAAACAUGUGACAAGAAAUCUACAAAAAGAAAAAAACACCAAAGACAGAGUCACAUAACUCUAUGCAAUCCAACAAAGAUUCAUCACAUAGGAAAUAACAGAUCAAGCUGGAUCCAAAAACAGUACCAAAAAUAUAUGUAUAUUUUUAAGUGAUGAAACUUAUUUUAAAAGAUUACUCAUUUUUGUUGAGUAGUAAAUAACAGUGUUUUUAAGAAGAAUCAAUAUGAAUAUGUUUAUUUGUUAAAUCACCACCACCCAAAGUAUUUAAGAAAAUACACAAAUAACUUUAUUAUCACAGAAGCAUUUAUUUUUCAAAUUAUUCUUUGUUUCCCUGAUUGUGGACAGAUAUUCACCGUUAGCAUGAUAGGUCACACUUGUAUGGCCCAGAAAAAUGAUUGCCUGAAAAAAAAACCACUUCUCCAAGCAUAAAUGUAAAACUAAUAAAGGUCCCUUAAUAGAAUCCAUAUACAAUAUUGGCUGAAAACAGAACUAAAUCACAACAAAUUCAUUCAGCAUCUUUGUGUUGGGUUCUUUAGUUCCCAUGUGACUGGAAAAUAGUGCAAUUUGAGAUAAAAUUCUAUGUAGAAUGAAUAUACCAGAUAGAGUUGUUUAAAAACAAGUGCACUGAAUGGAAUAGAUUAAUCUUUUACAGAAUGUGCUUAAUUUUUAAAACAUAGCUCUAAAAUGCAAAAGUCUAUAUAGAAUUUAAAGCACAAUAAGUAGUUUUGUGGAGUAUCACAGUGAGCUGUCAUGAAAAGCAUAUUAUGCAUGGAUCAUGCCAUGGAGGAUUCUGGAUGGAGGAUACAUGGCAGCAGAAAUAAAGGCCUCCUGAAGUACUGAAGUCUUUGCGGCGCAGCCCAUGAAUGCAAGUGGGCACCUCUAGGGUGCCAGUUAUAAAGCAGGAUCAUCAUCAGCUCAUUGGUACAGAGUUCAUUCCACGCCCCUGCCCCAAGCUGUGAGAAUACAUUUGUUUUUAAUUUUUUAAAGGCAUUUAACUUUCCAAACACAUUUCUUAUUUCUUUUAUAAAAAGGCAGUAUGCCAUAUCUGUAUUGCAUUCUACCAAUAACUCAUUGCUUUUGAUUGUGGCAUAUUAAUAUUUAAGUAGAACCCCAGAAAAUGUAUUUUGAAGAAUUUCUGCCUUGAAAAAGCUCAAAGCAACCAAAAGAUAUCACACCUUUAUGUAUUUUUUUAGUAUAGUUUCUCUGACUCUGCUGUGGCAUAAGCUUCCAAGUCGCUCCUGAUUUUAAGAAAAUAACAAAAAUUGAAUGUAUAGUAGCUGCAUGUGUGAAAUACUGCUGUACAAUUUGCCGGUACUUCUGCAAUACCUGCUACUCCACUGGAUUUACCAUCACAACACCAGACAGCAAAGCAACAGAGAAACUGGAUAUCAGAGGCUUAAUGCAAAAAAAAACAAAACAAAACAACAACAAAAAAAAAACAGCCUAGUUUCUGAAGAAUUACCUGAAGACUCAGAUUCUGCCUACCUCUUGGCUCUCCACCUUUACAACUAAGACCCUGAAAACUAAAGAUAUAAACCAGAGAGAUGCCAAGGAUAUCAGUAGCUGGAAGAAAGAAGAUAUUUCCUCUAUCCUCCAUACUUCUUUGUUCUGAGUUCAGAAACCAUUCUUCCCACUGGCUAUUUCUUUGCCAAAUAAAACUCAGGGUUUCUCUUUUUCA